This is a messenger RNA of Chlamydomonas reinhardtii, 2134 nucleotides long. RefSeq lists its product as uncharacterized. The transcript has 11 exons. Lineage: Eukaryota; Viridiplantae; Chlorophyta; Chlorophyceae; Chlamydomonadales; Chlamydomonadaceae. The coding region runs from base 72 to 1505 and encodes 477 amino acids. Gene Ontology annotation, biological process: auxin metabolic process. Gene Ontology annotation, molecular function: IAA-Ala conjugate hydrolase activity. The record is from RefSeq and is a predicted model, not a curated record. Gene Ontology annotation, cellular component: endoplasmic reticulum.
CAUUAGGAUUUUGUCGUGCACGGUGAAUUGCUAGGCACAUCGGCAGUCGAACAGAAUCGACACUUCUUUUGAUGGUCACCAAAUCGACCUUGGCAGCGCUCGCGCUGCUCGCCGCCCUCGCGGCGGUGACAGCGGUUCCGACGAAGGAGACUCUCACGCCUUCGCUGCUGCUGUCGCGCGCCCAGGCGAUUCAGAACUGGCUGGUGGAGACCCGCCGCACGCUCCACAAGCUGCCCGAGCCGGGCUUCCAGGAGUUUAAGACGCACAGCGCCAUCCGGCGCGUUCUGGAGGCGCACAACAUCCCUUACAAGUUCCCGUACGGCAAGACUGGCAUUGUGGCCUUCAUUGGAGAGGGCAAGCCCGUGGUGGGCCUGCGCACGGACAUGGACGGGUUGCCCAUCCACGAGCCAGCGGGCGGCUCGGGCGGCGCCGGCGGCUUCCAGAGCGAGAACGAGGGCUGGAUGCAUGCGUGCGGCCACGACGCGCACAUGACAAUGGCGCUGGGGGCGGCCAAGCUGCUCAAGGCGGCCAAGGACGCGGGGGAGCUGCCGCCCGGCACGGUGAACAUCGUGUUCCAGCCAGCUGAGGAGGGCGGCGCCGGCGGCGACGUCAUGAUCCAGGAGGGCGCGGUGGACGACACGGACGCCAUCUUCGGCAUGCACGUGAUGCCGCACCUGCCCUCCGGCACCGUACACAGCCGCGCCGGCACCAUCAUGGCCGGAGCGCUGUCCUUCCGCGUGGUCGUGCAGGGCCGCGGCGGUCACGCGGCCAUGCCGCACCUGAACGUCGACCCCGUGGUGGCAGCGGCAGGGCUCAUGUCGGCACUACAGACGGUGGUGAGCCGCGAGACCUCGCCCCUGGGCUCGGGUGUGCUGAGCAUCACCAUGCUGCGGGCGGGUGACGCCUACAACGUCAUCCCCGAUGAGGUCAUGUUCGGCGGCACCAUCCGCGGCCUGACGCACGAGCACCUCAUGUUCAUGAAGCGGCGCAUCGAGGAGAUGGCGCCCGCCAUCGCCGCCGGGUACAGCUGCAACGCGACCGUUGACUGGCGGUUGGACGAGCAGCCGUACUACCCGCCAACCGUCAACGACGAGAGCAUGGCGGCGUUUGCGCUCAAGACCGCCGCGAAGCUGUUUGGCCCCGAGGCCGCCCAGAUCGCCGAGCCGCUCAUGACGGGCGAAGACUUUGCGUUCUUCUGCCGCAAGAUCCCCUGCGCGCUAUCGUUUCUGGGCAUCCGCAACGAGAGCGCCGGCUCCGUGCACGCACUGCACAGCCCCAAGUUCACCCUGGACGAGUCGGUGCUGUACAAGGGCGCGGCCAUGCACGUCACCACGGCUGUGGACUUCCUGCGCGCCUUCGCGGUGGAGGCACUGGAGGGACAGGAGGCCGGGCAGGCGCAGGAGAGCAAGGCCCCGGCUGUGGCGGCGGCUGGCGGGAAUGGCGCGGCUGAAGCUGCGGCGGCGGAUAACGACGAGGAGGAGUACGAGGAGCCGAAGGACUUGUGAGAGCAAUUGUUGCAAUCGCAUAUCUCUGAUAGAUAGGUGGCACGGGACUGUUUACUCGAGGUUAGCUGGCGCUGUCUGAGGCCGCCGCCUCAGACAGUCAGAUCUAAAUUGCGGCUGGGUGGGUGCCGUGAGUGCGCGCGAACACUGAUUCAGAUUUGCCUGGCACGGCUGUGGGUUACUGUGUGGUGCACCAGAUGCACCUACCAUUGGUGUGCGAUGGGACAGUAAUAAGGCACGUUGGUGAAGCCCCGUAGGGUGCAGCUGAUUCCCAGACACCAGCAACGGCAAGGCAGGAACGCGCGGCUGGUCGAACGCCGGAAUUACUGUACCGGCACGCCUGCUGGCUGGCUGGGAGGACCUGCCACAUGCUGCCGUGGCUGCGGCGGAGGGCACACGAAUCGCACUUGUUGCACCGUGGCUUGCAUGGCCCGGGGUUGGAAACGGUUGGCACGUUUGGCUGUGUCCAAGGCUGCGUCGAUUCCGCGGCGUAGGGGAUACUUGGUGCCAGUGGUGCCACAUACGGCACCAGGCCUUGGUCAAGGUUGUCUUCUCAAGGCGUCUUAAGGCACAUCUCAGGUUUCAGAGGGGCUUGGGGAACACGCACUUCCGGUCUGUAACGCCAAGCAAAU